AUGGAGUCGGGCGUUGGAACUGCUGUUGGUGCUGAGGACCCGGGAGUUGGAGCUGCUGCUGGUGCUGAGGACCCUGGCGCUGGUGUCUCUGCUGCGUCUGGAGUCGCUGCACGGCCGCGGCCGUACUUCGUUCCGCUCCUUCAGCAGGUUCUUGGUCAGCUCCCUCCUCCUUGUCCUCCUCCCUCCUUAGGGUGUCCUCCGUCUGUCCAGCUGCAGUCGCAGUUACCGUCUGCCUCCUCUCUCCCUGGUCCUGCUCCUUAUACUGGUCCGACUGGAGGUCUUACAGAGCGUCAUGAGCCUGAGUCUCGUCCUGCGUCGCCUGAGUCUCGUCGUGCGUCGCCUGUCCGUGCUGCUCUCACUGGUAGUCGUAUCCCGCGUCAGCGUCUUCUUGCUGUCCCAGGCACUCACAGGAUGGCGCUUCGUCCUUCCACUGCUCCACACCGUGUCCCACUGCCGUCUCCUCCUGCGUCCUCUCUUCCUGCUCUUGCUGACCCGGAUGACCCUUCCUUUGAGUCCGCUGCUGCGUCUGCCUUAGUUGCUGAGCUUGUCGACUUUGCUGCCACCUGUCCUCUAGACUACGCCGCUAGCCUAGUUGCUGAGUCUGAGUCUGUUUGUCCUCCGUCCAUCGGGGGUGAGUGUGCUCUUGGCACUGACGUCCUUGAGGACAGGCAGGAGGAGUUUGAGUGCUUUGCUGCCGCUUUGCCCCAUCUCGUGUCCAUGCUUGUUGCCCCUGAGGGAGACCCGGAUGCACCAGACAUCCCGACCCCACGCUCUUACGUAGAGGCGAUGGCCGGUCCCUACUCCUCUCAGUGGCAGACAGCCAUGGACGCAAAGAUGGCUUCCUGGAAGUCCACAGGCACCUACGUCGACGAGGUUCCCCCGCCUGGGGCGAACAUCGUCAGUGGCAUGUGGAUUUUCAGGGUGAAGCGGCCGCCGGGCUCUCCGCCUGUCUUCAAGGCGCGUUAUGUUGCACGAGGCUUCAGUCAGCGAGAGGGAGUUGACUUCUUCCAGACCUUCUCCCCGACCCCGAAGAUGACCACUCUUCGGGUUCUGCUGCACGUCGCCGUUCAGCGUGACUUCGAGCUCCACUCUCUUGACUUCAGCACUGCUUUCCUACAGGGCAGCCUGCACGAGGAGAUCUGGCUGCGCCGCCCACCUGGCUUCACUGGGUCGUUCCCUCCUGGUACCCAGUGGAGCCUCCGACGGCCAGUCUACGGUCUCCGCCAGGCGCCACGUGAGUGGCACGACACAUUGAGGACUACACUUGCGGCUCUUGGGUUCGCGCCUUCUACUGCUGACCCGUCGCUGUUUCUACGCACCAACACCUCUCUGCCGUCGUUCUACAUCCUUGUGUACGUCGACGACUUGGUCUUUGCCACUGCUGACACUGCGGCACUCGCCCACGUGAAGUUGGAGCUCUAG
This is a messenger RNA of Closterium sp. NIES-65, 1422 nucleotides long. The record is from the annotation of a GenBank genome assembly. NCBI's taxonomy places the organism in Eukaryota, Viridiplantae, Streptophyta, Zygnematophyceae, Desmidiales, Closteriaceae.